Molecule: messenger RNA, 3582 nt
Organism: Rubroshorea leprosula
Lineage: Eukaryota; Viridiplantae; Streptophyta; Magnoliopsida; Malvales; Dipterocarpaceae
Source: the annotation of a GenBank genome assembly
UUUCAAAUCUUCUACGUAUCCCGCUCUCUCCCUUUCACUUCCAGAUUUGAGAGAGGGAGCCAGAAACGCAGAGAGGCAGCGCAGAUCUAACAGUAACAGAGAGAAGGGGAGAAGAAUCAUCAAGAGCUGGAAACAAUAGGUACCUUCGAUUCUCUGUCUCCGGCUCCGUCUCCUCGCCGAUUUAAAAUGUCCGGCCGCCACGAGAAAGAGAAGGGCGUUAACGUCCAAGUGCUCCUCCGUUGCAGGCCUUUUAGUGAGGAGGAGUUGAAGAACAAUGCGCCGCAGGUGGUGACUUGCAAUGAGUAUCAGAGAGAAGUCUCCGUUUCGCAGAACAUCGCCGGAAAGCAUUUCGAUAGGGUUUUCACUUUUGACAAGGUUUUUGGGCCAUCAGCGCAGCAAAAGGAUCUCUAUGAACAAGCAGUGGUUCCGAUUGUGAAUGAGGUUUUAGAGGGGUUUAACUGCACCAUUUUUGCAUAUGGUCAGACGGGUACGGGAAAGACAUACACAAUGGAAGGGGAAUGCAAAAGGUCAAAGACUGGACUUAAUGGAGAAUUGCCUCCAGGGGCAGGAGUCAUACCUAGAGCUGUUAAGCAAAUUUUUGAUACACUGGAGAGCCAGAAUGCAGAGUACAGUGUGAAAGUUACUUUCUUGGAGUUGUACAAUGAAGAGAUUACAGAUUUGCUUGCCCCAGAGGAAAUUUCGAAAGUUGCUUUGGAGGACAAGCAAAAGAAGCAGUUGCCUCUUAUGGAAGAUGGUAAAGGUGGAGUUCUUGUGAGAGGCCUAGAGGAAGAAAUCGUGACAAGUGCUAGUGAGAUAUUUACUUUGCUUGAAAGAGGUUCUGCUAAGCGUCGCACUGCAGAAACUUUGUUAAAUAAGCAGUCAAGUCGUUCCCAUUCUCUAUUUACUAUUACAAUUCACAUCAAGGAAGCAACACCGGAAGGUGAAGAACUGAUCAAAUGUGGGAAACUGAAUUUGGUUGAUUUAGCAGGCUCUGAAAAUAUUUCUCGUUCUGGGGCUAGGGAUGGUCGUGCAAGAGAAGCUGGAGAAAUUAAUAAGAGUUUACUUACUUUAGGGAGAGUUAUUAAUGCUCUUGUGGAACAUCUUGCCCAUGUACCUUACAGGGAUAGUAAGCUUACUCGGUUACUUCGUGAUUCGCUCGGAGGAAGAACCAAAACGUGCAUUAUAGCCACAGUUUCACCAGCUGUUCAUUGUCUGGAGGAAACCUUAAGUACACUGGAUUAUGCUCACAGGGCCAAACAUAUCAAAAAUAAGCCUGAGGUUAACCAAAAAAUGAUGAAAUCAACUCUUAUAAAGGAUCUCUAUGGUGAAAUUGAACGACUUAAGGCAGAGGUGUAUGCUGCUCGUGAGAAGAAUGGUGUCUAUAUUCCAAAGGAGCGAUACUACCAGGAGGAGAGCGAAAGGAAGGCCAUGGCUGAGCAGAUUGAACAAAUGGGGGUUGUUCUGGAAACCAAUCAGAAGCAAGUUGAAGAGUUGCAGGAUAAAUAUGUAGCCGAAGUUCGUGAAUGCUCUAAUUUGAACUGCAAACUUGAAGUGACUGAGAAAAACUUGGAUAAUACGAAAAAACUGCUUGCCAAAACUGAAGAGGAGUUGAAGAAGUGCCGCUAUGAUUUGAAAGAGAAGGAUUACAUCAUAUCUGAGCAGAAAAAAGCUGAAAAUGCUCUAGCCCAUCAAGCGUGUGUCCUACAGUCUGAUCUGGAGAAAGCUCUCAAGGAUAAUGCUUCAUUAUUUCUAAAAAUUGGAAGAGAAGACAAGCUAAAUACCGAUAACAGAGUGGUGGUUAACAAUUACCAGAUUGAACUAGCUGAACAACUUGGUUCUCUUUGCAACAUAGUGGCCUCAUCUAUGUCUCAGCAAAAUGAACACCUUCACUUUGUGGAGAACCUCUGUCAUUCUUUUUCAGAUACACAUAAUAAGGCGGUCUUGGAUAUGAAGAAGAAAGUGAAAGCUGGGAAGGCUUUAUACUUUUCCCACUUGGAGGCAGUCCAAAAUAUUGUUCGUCUGCACAAGGCAAGCUCCAAUGCUGCCUUAGAGGAAAUUUCAACUCUAGGUUCUUCAAAUAUGCAGUCUAUGGAAGAGUUUCUGCAAUCAGAGGGUGCUGAAGCAGCUUCAAUAUUCAACGAUCUUCAAAGAACUAUUGAAUCUCACCAGGAAGAAAUGGCCCUUUUUGCAAGGGAACUACGUCAGAGGUUUAAUGUUAGUAUUGAGCAAACAAAGGACAUUUCUGAGUAUACUAGUGGGGUUCUUCAUAAGAUUUCAGAAGAGUCAACAAGGCUUCAGAAUCAUGCAACCCAAACUGAGGAAGUUCAAAUGAAGAGCAUUGCUAGCUUCCAGAAGGCUUAUGAGGACCAAUCAAAAUCUGAUGCAGAAAAGCUUAUAGCUGAUAUGACAAAUCUUGUCUAUAACCACAUUCGUCGGCAACAAGACCUGGUGGAUGCAAGGCUUGUUGAUAUGAAGGAGAGUGCUAUGGCAAACAAAAAGUUUUUGAAUACCCAUGUUUCCUCGGUGGAGGGUAUAACAACAGACGCAAAACGGAAGUGGCAAGCAUUUGCCACACAAGCAGAGAAUGAUGCUAAAGACAGCGCUGACUAUUCUGCUGCUAAACAUUGUCGUAUGGAGGAACUCCUACAGCAAUGUGUGAGCACUGCUGAAUCAGCUUUCAAGCAAUGCAAACAUACUCAGGAAUUGGUGACUGAGAUGGGUGGUAAACAUGCUUCGGAAAUAGUAUCACUUACAAGGAAAGCUUCUGAUACAAACGAGCAGCAUGAUGCAGAGAUUGAUAUUGCCAGGGUUACAGCUGAGGAAGAUGUGGCAAAGAAUAGUGAGGAUGCAAUUCGGUACAUCGAUAGUGUGUCAGAAUUAAAGCAAGAAUCUAUAUCUGGAAUCUUGGAUAGAGUCCAAGCACAUACUAAAACUCUCGAGACUUUCAAAAGCGAUCAUUCUUGUCAAGCUUCAUCCGUACGGGAGAAGGCAGAAGAAACAUUCCAGCAGAGAUAUAUGGAUUACGAGCCAAGUGGGACUACUCCAAUUAGAAGUGAACAGGAUGUUCCCAGCAAGGGUAGUAUUGAAUCAUUACGAGCCAUGCCUAUGGAAGCUUUGGUUGAAGAAUUCCGAGAAAAUAAUUCAUUUGAAUCAUUUGAGUCCAAAGAAUUGAAACCGUCGCUGAUACCACGGUCGCCCCUUUCUCAAAUCAACUGAUAUUGGUCAUGUCAUCCUUAUUCUCAGCAUAUUAUCUGUAUUACUAGUGUACACUGUUAAUCUGUUAUCGUCAUCUUCAGAAGAUUGCAAGCAUGCAUCAGCAGUAGGCGGGGUCGGGGUCGAGGGAGAAUUGCUUGUCUCAAGGUCUAGUGCAAAUAAUCCCUUCUCAGGAUUUGGUCGUCUGUAGCUUAAAAUAGAAAUGUAAAUUCUGCCACAACAACCCCAUAUUCAUCAGGGUUAGGUUCUAUUCAGAAUUCAAGGAUCGCUGCUUUGCCUUUUGCUGCUCUGUAAUGAGUUGCAUUUUUGUUACAUGAAAGUGGAAAUUCAAAACUUCGCAAAAUGGUGCAAUAUAGUUAUUUCCUUUGC